AAGAAGAAGAAGCGGAAGUGUGGGACAGGUUUCCUGACGGAUCAGCGGGUUAACAACUCUAACCAGCAGCCUAACCAGCAAUUUAACCCGUUUACAAGAGGACCAGACCGCCGGACUGAAGAGUCACGAUGACAGCCGCUCCCUACAACUACUCCUACAUCUUCAAGUACAUCAUCAUCGGUGAUAUGGGCGUCGGGAAGUCGUGUUUGCUGCAUCAGUUCACAGAGAAGAAAUUCAUGGCCGACUGUCCCCACACCAUCGGCGUGGAGUUCGGGACGAGGAUCAUGGAGGUCCACGGCCAGAAGGUGAAGCUGCAGAUUUGGGACACGGCCGGCCAGGAGCGCUUCAGGGCCGUCACCAGGUCCUACUACAGAGGGGCCGCGGGGGCCCUCAUGGUCUAUGACAUCACCAGGAGAAGCACCUAUAACCACCUGAGCAGCUGGCUGACAGACGCCCGGAACCUGACCAACCCAAACACGGUGAUCAUCCUGAUCGGGAACAAGGCCGACCUGGAGGCGCAGAGAGACGUCACCUACGAGGAGGCCAAGCAGUUUGCCGAGGAGAACGGUCUGCUGUUCCUAGAAGCCAGCGCUAAAACAGGAGAGAACGUGGAGGAGGCGUUCCUGGAGGCGGCCAAGAAGAUCUACCAGAACAUCCAGGACGGCAGUCUGGACCUGAACGCCGCCGAGUCCGGGGUCCAGCACAAACCGUCGGCGCCGCAGGGCGGCCGCCUGAACGCCGACAGUCAGCCGGCUAAAGAGGGCUGCAGCUGCUAACCUCAGAACCAGAACCGGACCGGACCAGGACCAGGAGCGGACCAGGACCGCCACGCAGAGCCAGACCACAGCCCAAAACCUGCUCUGCAGGCACAUCUGGACCCAAAUCAUUCAACCAAUCAGCUUCAGCUAAAUCACUUCCCUGUCUGAUUCUCCCCUGGACCAGAACCAGUUCUGCUGGCAAGUCCGGGCCCAGGCAGAACCUGGAUCUGUCCAACACGGCCCCAAAAUAAGAGACCAGAACCAGUCGGGCGGAGCAUUCCUCCACCCAGCACCAGAGUUCCCAUCCAGGUCCGCUGGAGCUCAACGCUGUACGCACUGCUCAGAACCGCUGACUGGACCUCGUCCCAGAACCUUUUUCUCCAGUCCAAUCGGGCCCUGAGCCGGGUCACCAAAUAAUAAGCCCACAGACGAAGAUGGUUCCGACAUUUCACAGUCAGAAUCCUGAGCCUGGGAUUCUGUCGGACCGGUACCGGUCCACAUCAGGACUGCACCAGCAUCCCUCUGGAGCGCCGGUUCAGACUCUGGACACCAGCUAUUGGGUCGAGUCCAGAAAUGAACCGUCCUGAGGAAACCGGAACCAAAGGCCUGAAUUUGGACCAAGCUAAAAAAAAAAACAAAACAAGAACCACAGAGUCCAGAACCCUAACUGAGCCGAACCCGACACCAGGCUCAAACUGUGGUUCUGAAGAAUCUGAGAAAAUGCCCAAAAUCUCAGAAUUUAUUCAGUCAAAACUCUCGGUCCAAACCCAGAUCCUUCCAGAACCGAGUCCAUGAGCUUUAAAGACCACAAGUCUAGACGGGUCGUCUGGACCUCCAGCAGGUUUCAGGUUAAUUCUUUGGUUCUAGUCUCGACUCGGGUCGGGUCAUUUGGACCUCAGUCGUCUCCGUGAUCAUUUGUUGAGAUAAUUUAAAAUGAUUUAUGAUAAUGAUGCUGGUUAUGGACCAAUAAUAUUAAUUCUGGUUCUGGACCAAUAAUAUUAAUGCUGGUUCUGGACCAAUAAUAUUAAUUCUGGUUCUGGAACUAAUCGCUUUGUCGCAUUAAACCAUAAAAGCAUUGAACGUGUUUUUAAAGAUGCUGAUUUUAUUCUGACUUUUACGGAACCAACUUGACAAAAGAAACCCGAGUUGUGACUAAUGGUAGACGGGUCCAGUCUUGCUGCUAUCGUAACAUAGUUUAUCGCCCUAAAUCCGGAUCAGAACCAUGAUUCCCUCUCAGGUGGAUCCGGUUCUUUUGGACUCUUCUGGUCCAACUUUUUCCCGAACCUUUAUUUUCUGAACCCAGCUUCAGAUUUCUCUCCAGAGUCGGACCUAAAAUAACAUCAUUCAGACACGACCGCCGGGUCUGGCAGAACCUCUCUGACCCGAAGUUCUGCAGUUCUUUGGCUGCUUUAUAAACGGGAAUGGUCCAAACGGGUUCACUUCUCCAUCUGAGGUUCGGUUUCAUGGAUCCGACUCGGUGGAGCAGAAUAACCGACAGUAAUAACAGAACCGGGCUUUGUGGACCCGGCUGGUCGAUGAUUUACGUCCAAAAGAUUUCAGGCGAGUGAACGUUCUGCGGAGACGGAGCAGAACUCGGAACCCGAAUGUUGCGGUUCUGCCUCCGUGGAUCAGGAACUCUGAUUUUUGAUGUUUUUAGCCGACUGACUCCUGGCGCCACCUGGUGGCCGGUUUGGGCGGAGACGGGACGUGGAACCAAAUUAAGAUCGUUUAUUACGUCUUUUUUUUCUGUGAUGGACCACAAAAAAAAAAUCUACGUUUGAGCGUAAAAACGAGGAACGGUUGCUUUGGACUUAAUGGUUCUGCUCCUGUUGUCGCACUAAAGUUAACUUUAUCCGAAAUAUCCGGAGGAAAAAAAAAAUCACAAACUGUUAGCCAAUAAAAUUCCUGAGAAAAUCCAGAAAUGAAGCCUUAAAAUCUUAAAAAUGCUUCUUGGUUGCAGAAAACCUGCAGCAGCGUUUCUGAUAAUAAGAAUGUUAAUAAAUGUGACGUUGGUUCUCCCUGGUUUCAGGUUCUGUGUCGUCGCUCUGGGCUAAACACCGUUCAGCUGUGCUGGUGUUCAGACGCUCGGUUCAGUCGUUCUGUGGUCCGGCUGACCCGGUUCUGGUCUCUUCUGGUCCCUCUGAGGUCCGUCUGUACAUAUCCAGUGAAAGCUCUGCUGAUUGGUGGACGCUCGGGUCCUUCCGCCUGUUUUUAUAAACGCACCCUCCCCCUCCUCCUCCUCCUCCUCCUCGGUACCGUCAGCAGAACGAUAAAAAAAAAUCACGUCUUCACCUCCCGCAUCGAUCGUUCUCCUCGUUAGCUUUCCUCACGUCUUUAUCGGCACUUUAGUUCUCGAAGUUUCCUUCUGAACGUUUUGUCGGGACCAAAGAGUCGAAGACGACAGCGUAAAAAAAAAACAGGAAAACUUAAAACUUCUGUUGGUUCCGUCGCCUUAAAGCUUCGCUCACCAAAGGAAAACAGAACGCAUGUCAAUUACAGAGACUACACUAACUUCACCCUGCCAGCAGGGGGCGCUCAGAUCCAGAUUUAUCCACCCCCUACGCCCCCUGCUGGCUGCAUCUUGAUCUGCACACUUCUCUGUUUUUGUCGUCUGAUUUGCUGUCCGCUGGCGCCUCCAGCGAGCUUCCCAUGAUUCUUUAUUUAUAUUCUGGCAUUGUUCUGAUUUCUCUUCAGCUCUGACUGUCAUCAUUAAACCUUGGGACUCAGUUAUUAUUUGUAAAUAAAGUAUAAAUACUGGA
Molecule: messenger RNA, 3517 nt
Organism: Fundulus heteroclitus (mummichog)
Lineage: Eukaryota; Metazoa; Chordata; Actinopteri; Cyprinodontiformes; Fundulidae
Product: ras-related protein Rab-14
Exons: 8
Coding region: 129-776 (215 amino acids)
Biological process (GO): phagosome maturation; defense response to bacterium; Golgi to endosome transport
Cellular component (GO): phagocytic vesicle; Golgi apparatus; recycling endosome
Molecular function (GO): GTPase activity; GTP binding
Source: RefSeq, a predicted model, not a curated record